Molecule: messenger RNA, 560 nt
Organism: Porites evermanni
Lineage: Eukaryota; Metazoa; Cnidaria; Anthozoa; Scleractinia; Poritidae
Source: the annotation of a GenBank genome assembly
GCUCACUGCCAAUCUUUAUAUACUUGUUCCGCAGACCCCAUUCUUGUAAUCACUGAGUACGUUCCAUAUGGGGAUCUCCUGGGUUACCUAAGAAAAAGUCGUGGACUUAAUGACACGUAUUACAAAGAACCUGAUAUCAAGCCGCAAACAACGUUGACGUCACAGCAACUGAUCAGUUUUGCCUGGCAAAUUGCUGAUGAAAUGAGUUAUUUGUCUUCGAAAAAGGUAUGUUAGCUUACUGGAAUGUUUCCUUUAGUUGUUGGCCAUAUGUUGACAAUAUCAGUAUUUUUAUCUGUUUGGAAAAUUGCAACAGGCUAAGGAUUACUAAGGAAAAAUUACAAAUUUACUGUCAAGGAAUUAAUUUAUUAUGUGGACUGACGUCACUAUAAUUUGAUUGCUCUUAGAUUGUUCAUCGUGAUUUUGCAGCCCGUAAUGUAUUGGUUGGAGAUCAAGAAAUUUGCAGAGUGACAGACUUUGGAAUGGCCAGAGAUGUGCACCAGGAAAAUAUUUAUGAAAGAAAAAUGAAGGUUUUCGUAUCGUUUCUGUUAGGGAUGUAUUAA